AUGGAGGCGCGGGUCGAGUCUCCGCAGCGCGCGCGGGCCCCCGUCGCCUCGCCGCCUGUCGCUCCGCCCCCCGCAGGGGGCAUUUCGCAGCGAGAGCUCCUCAGUGACUUAAAGAGCAUCUCGCAGCGCGCGGGCGCCGUCUGGAGAGGCUGCUCGCCGCCGUCCGCGACCCCCCGUGACGCAGAGGCGACCAGCGCGCAGCAGCGGCAGCUCUUCAGCGACGCCGCUCUCGCCAGCGAGCUGAGGCGAAUGGCUGCCGAGGCGCUCAAGGCCGCGAGGGAGGCGAACGAGCCACACGCGAGAGCGACGCCAGAAGAUGAAACAGCGCAGGAAGACUCGCCGGUGACGGCGCUAUCCGAGAUCAAGGCCGAGCGCGAGCAGAUCGCUCAGGAGACUAUCGAUCUCUCCCUCGCGCUGGACCUCCUUCGCACGUCGCUGCUGUCUUCGGCGGCGAGUUGCCUCGCUCCAGACAAACAAGCCGAAGCUUGGCGCCUCUCCGCCGCCUCCACAGCCUCCUCGAGUGUCGGUACACCCGCCCCGGAGGCUGCGGUUGGGAGUCCUUCUCACGCGGCUGCUGUUUCACAUGCCGCUCCCAAGCGCACUCCUCUCUCAUUGUCCCCGCGUUCUCCUCCUCUUGAUCUCUCCCCUGCGCGCGAGGGCGAAGAAGCCGCGAAACGACGCGAAGACUCGCUUCGGAGUUUCUGGCGACGCCCCGCGGCGGACGCUCGGCUCGUUGAAGCGGUUCAAAGCGAAGCGCUCCAGCGCUCGCGACCGAGCGCAGCUCAGGACCUCCACGAUUUCUGGCGUCGCUUGCUUUCGCUUCCUCCGGUCUGCUUUCGCGGGGAGAUCUGCGAUCUGUUCGCUUCGCCGUCGCUGCCGCAUCUGAUUCAAGACGCGAAGGACGCGCAGCGCGACGUCUUCCUCUUCAACGGGAGCUUCUGCGCAGGUGCGAACGGCUUCGUGCCUCUCCUCAAGAGCCUUCACGACGCGCUGCGUCUCGCGGAGGCCCCCCGUCCCUCUUCUUUUUCUUCUUCUCUCUCUUCUUCUUCUCCGUUUUCCCUGGACUCGGUGCUCGAGGCUCUGCUGCUUCUGCAUCUCCAGAGCCGUACGUACACCGGCGGCUGCAGCGCAGACUUUCUGUUUCCGCUGCUCUCUCUGGCGCCGCUCUGUUUGCUGGUGCCGCUGCCUGCGCAGUCCAUGCAGAAUCAACUCGUCGCUCUCUACGAGCCUGCGCUGUUGGAGGCUGGGUCUUCGCUCGCCUCUCCAGCGGCGUCUCUUUCUCCUUCGGCGUGCGUGUCUUCCUCUCUGCGCGGCGAGGAGCUUCCUGUCGGCGCCCAGCUCCACGCCCACACACAGUAUCGGCUCCACGUGUCGGCCGAAGCGGGCGCUGUGCUGCGCGCCGCGGGCGAGCGAGACGCUGCUUCCUCUCCAUCUGAAGCUUGCGGACGCGGCGAGUCUGCAGCGCGACGCGAGGCGAGGGCGCGCGGCAGUUCCUCGAGAGCCCAGGGAGAAGCGCCGACGCUUCGAGAGCCUGUCGCUGCCGCGCAGUGCCACACGGAGGUGGAAGACGCGUGUUCUCUUCGCUUCGAGAACGCGGCAGCGCUCGCCUCUCCCCCCCCAGAGGGUGCGGCCGUCGCAGAGCUGCUUGAACGCGUCGUGAUAGACGUUCACUGGUUCGGGUGGGCGAACCUGGAGGCCCUCCGCCGCGCGGCGCCUCUGAAGCGAAGGAUGAAGAACGCUCUCCGCGCGCAGGUGACGCAGAGCGAGAAGGCGCGCGGCCUCUGGCAGGAGGUGGCGGCUGACUUCGGCGUGCCGGCGUCUGCGCUCUCGGCGGCGGACGAAUCUGGAAGCGAGUUGGAGGAGCAGCGCUCGGAGGUGCAAGAAGAAGGAGGCGGUUUCUCGGCUCCUGAGGGCGGCUCAGCGCCUCAAGAGAGCGCCUCGCAGGCGGAGCUCUCAGGCGCGAGGAAAGAGACUCUGUUUCGACAGUGCGUCUACCUCAAGACGAACGCGCGGGCGGUCUGGGAGAAAUUUGAAAAAACGCGGCGAGCAGCCGAAAGCAUGUGA
This is a messenger RNA of Besnoitia besnoiti, 2064 nucleotides long. RefSeq lists its product as uncharacterized. Lineage: Eukaryota; Apicomplexa; Conoidasida; Eucoccidiorida; Sarcocystidae. The transcript is spliced from 7 exons. Bases 1 to 2064 code for a protein of 687 amino acids. The record is from RefSeq and is a predicted model, not a curated record.